This is a messenger RNA of Linderina pennispora, 1392 nucleotides long. RefSeq lists its product as uncharacterized. Gene Ontology annotation, biological process: positive regulation of transcription elongation by RNA polymerase II; transcription elongation by RNA polymerase II. The coding region runs from base 1 to 1392 and encodes 463 amino acids. The record is from RefSeq and is a predicted model, not a curated record. NCBI's taxonomy places the organism in Eukaryota, Fungi, Kickxellomycota, Kickxellomycetes, Kickxellales, Kickxellaceae. The transcript has a single exon. Gene Ontology annotation, cellular component: Cdc73/Paf1 complex; nucleus. Gene Ontology annotation, molecular function: RNA polymerase II C-terminal domain phosphoserine binding.
AUGGACGAUUUGUUCGGCUCCGAUGUAAGCGACAGUGAGACCAAGGGCAACCCGCGCUCGCCUGCACGCGGCAGCUCGCCUGCAGCGACAGAGACGCCGGGCAAUGUAGCCGACGACCUGUUUGGCAGCGACACCGAGGAGCCUGUGGCACCAAGGCCCGAGAAGGCCGACGGCGACGCGUUAGAAGAUCUGUUUGGCAGCGACGAGGAGGCAGAGCAGACAGGCGACAGACACACAGACAGAGAUGACGACGAUGCGCGCAGCACACACAGCAUGCGCAGCGUCGACGAUGACAAAUACAUUCGGCAGAAAGUCAAAGUGCUGGGGGCCAAGAUCCCGGUGCUGCCGAUGCCGCGGGCGUCUGACGACCGCUUUGUGAUUGCACGGACACCAAAUAUCUUGCAGUUUGAGUCGACACCGUUCUCGGCGGACGCGUACGAGGAUGUGAUUGCUGACGAGCACAGGGAGGCCGAGCGGUCAGGAUUCCGAACCAAGGUGUCGGCUGAACUGGCCUCGGCUGUCGACGGCGUCAUCUCCAACACUGUGCGGUGGCGUAUCGGCAAGAACGGGAAGCACGAGAGCAAUACGCGGCUGGUGCGGUGGUCCGAUGGAUCGAUGACGGUGAUGGUCGGCGGCAGUGUGCCCGAGUCAUACAAUGUGUCUGCGGACAGCCUGGCUGCGGAGCAGCAGUACAUCGCCGCGCAGCACCUGUCUGCCGGCCUGAUGAUGAGCCACGCGAAGCUGACAGACAAAUGGUCGCUGCGGCCGUCGCGCCAGUCGGUAAAGGCUCGCCAUGCGGUCUCACAUCUGCUGCCCCGCCUCAAGACUGCAGGAUCGGCGGCACACAAGCCCGGUGGAACCCGGUUUAUGGUCGCCGAGGAGGACCCGGAGCUUAUCGCCAAGCGCGAGGAGAUGGAGGAGGAAAAGCGCGAGCGGCUGCGUCGCAAGGAGGAGAAGCUGCGCGAGCGCAAGGAGGCCAGGGACCAGCGCAACGCGCCUGUGCAGGACAACGCGUACUCGGACGACGAGCACGGAUAUGGAUACGGGUCUGACGAGCAGGAUGUCGACGUUGAGCGCUCUGCACGUGACUCGAGCCGCGCUGGCCGCGCCCCCGCAUACAACGCCGCGCCCUUUGCCCGUCGCGCCCGCAACUCGUACAUUGACGAGGAGGAGGACGACGACGGCUUUGUCGUCGACGAUGACGCCGAGCUGGAGGUCGGCCCGCACGACGAGUUCGACGAGGAGGAGGAGGAGGAGGAGGAGUAUGCGCGCCGACUCAACGACGCCAAGCGCACACACGGCGACGACGACGAUGCCAGCACCCACCAUGCUGGGCGCAGCGCCAAGUCGCGCCGCCUGAUGGACUCCGACGAUGACGAUGACGACUUCUAG